GUAAAUUCCGUUAAGGUAAAUUUACCUGGGCAAAUUUACUUACUCGUAGCUUAGGUAGGUAAUAUAAGGUAAGGUAGGUAGGUAAAUUACAGCGGUCCAGAUUCCACUCCACUCCACGCGCUCUCUCAUUGGGUGCCUCCGCUGGGCAGCCCAGUCUCACCAGUCAGCACGCACGAUGACGAAGAGUACCUACCCUCGACCACGGCGCAUCUCCAGAACCCAAACACCUAUCCCGAAAGGAAACUACAUAACACUCGACGCCAAAAAUCCAAUGGAGACCUUCGCCUCUAGUUUUCUAUGAUGGAUAUCGAAGAAAAAGCUGCUUCGCCGGUGGGCUCAAUGGUCUUCACGGCCAUCGCCUUACUGGUUAUCAGUCUAGGAGUUCUGUUACUCUUGCGCCAUUACCUCCCGCUCCGCACAACGCCUGCGUACCUUCUGGUUCCUAUAUUCUUUGCACUUGGGUUGCCGGCUAGCAUUAUACUACUUGUGCCGAUAGAUCUCGCCUCCAGCGCAAGGAAUCAAGAUGCUGGAAGUCGAGGAAUCUGGCUGCCGGAUAGGCUACUUCUCGUCGGAUGGCGGAUCUCGUACUGGCUCACUUUUGCCUUGACAUGGUUUAUUCUGCCGAUCCUAGCAGAAUACGCGGACGCUGGAUACAGAGACCCAAGGGGACGAUUGCUGUUCUCAUUACGAGCCAAUGCGCAAUACCAGGCCCUAUUAUUUGGAGCCGGAAUUAUCGGAAUGAUCUAUGUGUUUGUAACGCAAAAAGCCUCGUUUGCUUCGCUAAAAGCAACCGUCAUGGCACUGGCUUAUUGCUGGGGUUUGAUGUUGGCGAUUUAUCUCAUGGGUCAUGGUUUGGUUGCUCUACCUAGGAAGCUGUUCAGAAAAGCGAGCAUUAGUGGGAGCUUGAAGCGGAUACAGGCCGCAGCUGCGAAGGUCCAUGAGAAAAUGGAAGACGCGAUUCAGAAUCUGGAAGACCUUGAAGCCCAGGUUUCGGAACUGGCCCAGCGAAAGACCGGAUCAGCCAGCAAGUUCAAGGAUUGGAUUGAGGAGCUUGCGGACGAUUCGCAUCUCCCGGAAUCUCGACCCAGAACUUUGACUCGACGUAUGUCUGUCCCAAGGAUUACUGUACCGAACGUGGUCACGGAGCGGUAUCUAGCAGAAUUAAGUAGGCAGCUCAAUAGAGCACGUCAUGGCCGUGCGCGGUAUCUCGAUGAAUGGGAUCGAUUGUUGCAAGAUGCCGUGCACACCCAAGCAGUCCUCGACUCUGCCGGGUCCAAGAGAAUAGAGAUUGGGCUAGCGUCACCAGAUGCACCCUUGAUACGCCGCCUCACUAUUUUAACGCCGUACACGCGAUACCUCUACUGCUACGUCUUCCUUCCGUACUUGAGGAUAGGCUUAGGCAUAUUCUUAUCAUUUGCGUCAUUCUCUAUCAUUUGGUCGGAAGUGAUCAAGUCGAUAAAUCCGCUUCUGUCAAUCAUCGCCGUCACAGUCGUCCAUCACCCAACAAGUGAGCGUGGACAGAUCGGAUUUGCUGGUCAGGUUAUUUCAGCGUGCUGGAUCCUGUAUAUGUGUAUAGCAGCGCUGACAUCUCUGACCGAAGUCAAAGUGUGGCGUGGGAGGGCUUUGGUAAAGAGAAACACGCAUGGAGAAAGUGCAAUGUGGUAUGCUAUGCAGGUUGCAAAGCUUUCUGUACCACUGUCUUUCAAUUUUUUAACUUUCCUGGCUCCGGACAUCUAUGAGGACACAGUUUUUUACUGUUUCCUGGGACAGCUUAUUCAAUUAACCCAACUUGGAGCUUGGUUUGACUGGUUAUUCCCGACCUUCAUCCUCGUUCCUAUUUGCGCAACACUCUUCAAUCUAUAUGGAAAAACGAAGAGCUGUAUUGGCUAUAGUGGGGUCAUUGAUAAUGACGAAGAAGAAGAGAAUGAAUCUGGAUAUGGAACCGGCUCCUGGCGCGAAGGUCGGGAUUUGAUCGAGCGAGAAUUGCAAGGUCACUCUUCACUAGGAAUUCUAGCAGCUGACCGACAUCAUGUUCCGAAUAACCCCAACAAUCGGGCUGCACCCACAGAUUCAAUCCCCCCUGCCCAAGGACGUGCUUUGGGGCAAGCAUCAGCCUCGAGGCCAAGUGUGGAUCCCCAACACCGAGAAACUGCACCCGAAGACGAGAACUUCUUCGAAGCAUUUGGUCACAGAGUAAGGAAUACCUUCGACACAGUGCAGACGCCCAAAUGGUUCCAAAAUGUAGGAGAAGGUAUCAAGCGGCCGAAAUGGAUGAGUGGGGACAGUGCUGGUCAGCCAGAGCCGAACCGUAGUGGCAGUGACUUCACUCGUUGGUUUGGUGGUAGCAGGUCUCAGGGCCAAGUCCGAUUAUAGAUAGGUUAUAUUCUUUUCAAGGCAUAGCGGCUGGAGUUUGAAUGGAAGUUUGAAGCAAUAGCUUGGAUGGUACGGCAUAGACUUCUGGUAUAAGUAUGUAUAGAC
Molecule: messenger RNA, 2478 nt
Organism: Cadophora gregata
Lineage: Eukaryota; Fungi; Ascomycota; Leotiomycetes; Helotiales; Ploettnerulaceae
Exons: 3
Coding region: 298-2373 (691 amino acids)
Cellular component (GO): membrane
Source: RefSeq, a predicted model, not a curated record